Penicillium expansum is the source of this 2580-nucleotide messenger RNA. RefSeq lists its product as uncharacterized. Lineage: Eukaryota; Fungi; Ascomycota; Eurotiomycetes; Eurotiales; Aspergillaceae. The transcript has a single exon. The record is from RefSeq and is a predicted model, not a curated record. The coding region runs from base 1 to 2580 and encodes 859 amino acids.
AUGUCAAAAUCCAAACGUCGUCACCACCCUACAAAUCUGGUGCAGCAAACCCAGUCACCGGAAUGCUCUUCGUCACCAUCAUCUCCAGUCAAGGAAAAAGGCCGGCGCCGUGAUGACCAGCACAAGAUCAAGAAGAGGCACAAGGCCAAAAAGAGGUUACCCUCGUCUUCGCAAUUGUUCAAAAAGCACGGAUUGAACUCGGAAUCACCACAGGCGGAGUCAUCCGAUCAUCCGCUCACGGACGAUGAGCGAGCCAAACCACGCUCAUUUGAUAGCUCCCGAGUAAAGGUUCAGGAUCCAGGAUCAUCACGCAAACGUUCACGGACUUCACUGCAGCGUACGCCUCCACUUCAAGUGAAUACGGUGUAUGAGUCUGAGUUUGAGUUCGAAUAUAAAGAUCCGGCUCAGGCCAAGGCACUAUUGAAGUCACGAUUGACUUUUCGAUCACCUCCAUCAUCACCGCAAAAGGUUGCAGGCCUCGAAAAUGUCACGCUAGUCUCUGAUAGUGAAUGUGGGAACAAGGCCCGUGAAGUAUCAUCAUCAGAUACAGACUCGGAAUCCGAAAGAGGAAGCAACCCAGCCUCGCCAUCACCGUCAUCUCCCUCAUCGCUGCAAAGGCUUGUGGAUCUUAAAAAUACCACGCCAGUAUCUGAUCAUGACCGCCAGCACACGCCUCGUGGGGCAUCAUUAUCAGAUUCAAUGUCAGAGUCACAGUCAGUCAUUACACCUGAAUCGGAAAUAGAAUCUGUCUUGCCAUCGCCAGCAUUGCCAGAAAGAGUGCUGGGUCAGGAAAGAACCACACUAGUUUCUCACCAUGACUAUGGGCAGCAGACCCGUGAAUCAUCGACAUCUGAUGCUGACACUGAGUGGGAAACUAUAUCUGAGGCAGAACCGAGCUCAGAGCCGGAACUCUCCUCGUCGUCGCCUUCACCAUGCAAAACGACAGCCCUGAAACGAAACAAAUUAAAUAUAUACCAGAGCUCGCGGCGCAUGGCAGCGCCAUUUCCAGCUCCCUCCCCACCGGACUGUCUCCGUGAAUUUGAAUCUGAACCUAUCUUGCCAUCGGAACAUCGCUGGUCUAUCUUCUCAUCACUGAAAAGGUCGAUCUAUUCGGAGCCAACGAUACAAAACUUCAGAAGUGAGCAUUUGCGCAAAGCCUGCGAGUGGAAAAAACCACCAGCACCGUCGGAAUCCCGAUUAAAUUCAGAAAUAGGAUUCGCAACUCCAUCAAGGAAAUCUGUGUCUGAAACAGAAUACGAACCACAUGAAUCUGAACGUGAAUCUCGAGAUCUGUCUCCUACUCAAACAACAAUAACACCAGCGUCAUCUCCGCCUGUACCUCCAGUUCUCUCACAAGUUCGAUCUCGACUCCUUUCUCCGUUUCCCGCGCCUCAACGCUGGUUACCUAGACUAGAAGGGCCAGAUCAGGAAUCGGCAUUUAUCCCAACUGUCUGGGCCCCGCGUCUCCGGCACAGAUGCGACAUCAAGCGCCCCAAAGUUCCUCUCAUGAUAAACGGCAAAAGGUUCCCAAGGCUUUUCGCUGAAAUUCCGGCUGGUGGUCACGAGAAUAUCGAGUUCAUAUUCCCGGACAACUCCGAUGAUGAUCCUGAUUUUGAUGAUCCUGACAUUGAUGACCCUGAUUCUGAGCUUCCAGGGGCUAAACGGCGUAGAGUAGGGUUGACAGAACGAGAGGAGUCACUUUCAGAGGCUCAGGAGUCAACAAAUCCUGAGCUAUUGCCAGAGCCCGAGCCAGAGCCAGAGGCCGAUUCAGAGCCGGAUCAAGUCAUAGAUCUCGGGGAAUUACUUGACCUUGCUCGAUCGUCGAAUUUAGAGCCUUUGCCUGAGCUUGAAUUAUUAGAUCCCGAGCCACUGUCCGUGCUUGAAAGAUCAUCAGACCUCGAGAGAUUGAACCCUCAGAGAUCAUCGGGUUCCGAGAGCGACAACCCGCGCACUCCUACUUCUAUCCGGGAUGAGUUACCAGUAUGGCGAACCAGGCAUCUUAACAAGAAGAUUGAUGAGGCGGUUGUGAUAGACAAGGAACAGAAUCCGAAGUACUGGGGCGGUUCAUGGAUGAAAGAAUAUGCGAGAGGCGGGGAGAUAAAGAAGCAGGUCGAGGCUGCGUACGCCCAAGAAAUGAAGCAGAAGAAGGAAGACACGGAAAAAAUGAAAAGGAAAAGACAGGAGAGGGAUAAAAACCUGAAGGAGAAAAGGGAGAGAGAGAAAAAACAAAGGGAAGAGCAAAGGAUGCAGCAGGAGAGGGAAGAGAGAGAAGCACAGAAGAAAAAGGAAGAGGAGAAAGAGAAGCAGAGGCAGCAGAAGGAAAGCCAGAACAGAGAGGAGUUGGAACGACGGAGGGCGAGGGCGAGGGCGAAGGACAAGCCGAAAAACGUGUUAUCGAUGUUGCGGGAGAUGCUAGACGAGGAAAAAAGGACUGCAGGGGUUCAGGCUCGCCCUGAACUUAUAGGAAAUCAGAGUAUUGCGGAGGUGCAGAGGUUACAGAUAGCCAUCGAUGCAGUCAAGUCGUGGGAGCGAAAGAAGGAAAGGGAGAGGGAAAUUGAAAGAGGAGAAAGAGGAGUAUGA